CAGGGAGCCUCUCUGUCUCGUGGGGACCAAUGUUCACGGGAGCAGCCCAGGACACCCUCACGGACCCUGGAAUAACAUAGACUCUGGGCGCCGGCGUCUGGGGGCCGGAGGCCGAGCGUUUGUCAGACAAGACAUAAUAUGGAGGGGACUGCCAAAUCGCAAGCGUAUGGGUUCGGCCCCGCGCAAGGCUCUGGAGGCGACCGAUCGAGUCGAGCAACAAUCAAACCGCUUUGCGCAGACAUAUGGACCUUGCCGCCAGGACCCUAGUGUGUUACAGGCCGCUAGCAUCGGCGGCGGCAAUUCUAGUUGCCCAGUUUACGAGCCGCUGCCGGGCAAACCCAAGCCCUUAAAACCCGCUAACGUCUCACCAGAGCUGCCGCGUCGCGCUAGCAGCGCUUUUGCGGGCGCCGAACAGCCAGGGGGCCGCGCAGCGCCAACUCGGACAGAACGCGAUGUCGAGCCUCAUCUUCGACGAGGGCGCGAGCCUCAAGCCGGCCAAGACGCCGCACCACGAUGGAUUAAAAACUGCGCGCAAGGCGGCGCUCGGCUCGGCGCUGCCGACGCCCGCCACCCAUAAACUCAAGCCGCAGACGACGGCCAAGCGCGUGCUCUUCGGCGACAUCACCAAGGGCGCGGCGAACAACGCCACCGUGCGCAAGGCCGACGGCGGCGGCCUCGAAAUCGACCCGACCACCCAAAAAAAGACGGGCCGCAAGAUCACGUUCCAGACGCCAGCGAAAUCCGCGGUCAAGAAACAAAUCUCCUUUCGGGACGACGAGGGCGUCGAGGAGGCCAAGGCCGAGCCGGCCAUCGAGGAAGAAGCGCCCGCGCUGCGACGGGGCCAGUAUCGCGACGACACGGAGCCCAUCGAGAAGCCCUUGGGAAGGCUCUUCGACAACGACGCGCUCAUCAAGGAGUUGAACGAGCUGGACGAGAAAUUGAACCCGGACCCGUUCCCGGAAGACGCCUUCGGCGGCGACGACGAUAAUUUCGACGCCGUCGAGGACGUGCUGCGGCGCGCCGGCGAGCCCUAUAUCAGCGAGGACCAGGACCGGAUGCUGCGGCGGCUCGAGGAGCGCGCGCAGGCCGAGUACGCCCGGGUCCACGCGGCCGAGGGCGGCGGGGUCGUCGAAGAGCCGUCUCUGGAAGAGCUGCUGCCCUUCGACAACCCGGCGGACCAGGAGCUCGGGCCGCCGAUCUGCGAGGAUUUUCUGCUCGCGGCGGAGGGCGAGGUCCCCUACGCGCACCUCCUCGCGCCGGACGACCCGCUCCUCGCGGGGAGUCGACGGUAAUUGUGUUUGAAUC
Molecule: messenger RNA, 1305 nt
Organism: Pelagomonas calceolata
Lineage: Eukaryota; Pelagophyceae; Pelagomonadales; Pelagomonadaceae
Source: the annotation of a GenBank genome assembly